AUGCCCGCCAAUGCCGCAGCGACCUCAGCACCCCCCGCCGUCACUGGCACCUCACCCCCGGCCUGGGUCGCCGCGCUGGACGCCGCGCUUUCCAAGCUCUUCCUGGGGCCGGCGGGCACCGUGACGCGGCUACACUACGACGCCGGUGGCGCGCACGGCUGGCUGGCGCAGGCCCGUGGGCGCAAGCUGUUCGUGCUGCUGCCGCCCUCGGCGGCGGCCGCGCUGCACAUGCUGGCGGGCGAGCCCGAGACGGCGCAGAGCCCCCCCAGCGUGACGCUGCAGCGCAACUUUUACCACGCCGGCAGCAACGUCAAGGCGCUGGUGGGCAUGGUGCUGAAGACCGCCGCGGGGCUCAAGGGCAAGGCCUCCCAAUGA
Auxenochlorella protothecoides is the source of this 375-nucleotide messenger RNA. RefSeq lists its product as hypothetical. Bases 1 to 375 code for a protein of 124 amino acids. The record is from RefSeq and is a predicted model, not a curated record. Lineage: Eukaryota; Viridiplantae; Chlorophyta; Trebouxiophyceae; Chlorellales; Chlorellaceae. The transcript is spliced from 2 exons.